Molecule: messenger RNA, 1373 nt
Organism: Paramecium sonneborni
Lineage: Eukaryota; Ciliophora; Oligohymenophorea; Peniculida; Parameciidae
Source: the annotation of a GenBank genome assembly
AUGUUAAGAAAUAUUUCAAAGUCAUCCCUUUUUAAAACUAGCUUUAAAUAGUUCUAUUCUUUCUCUUAUUAUAAAAAUCUAGAUCUUAAUUGUCCUUAUCCAUCAUUUCAAGUAAUUUGAAAUUGUAAUAAUAAUUAGUCACGAGAUCUCACAGUUACUCAUACUAUGCAUUAUAUUACUAAACCUCCUUGUGAUCCUAAGAUUAUGACAUUUGGAGCAUUUCACACAGAUCAUUUAUUAGAAAUUGAUUGGUCUGAAAAGAUGGGGUAUAAAACCAUUAUUACAUUCUAAGUUGGAGUAGACCUUAAAUAGUUCCAUUUAAAAGUUUCAGUGUUCAUCCUUUUGCUGCUUGUCUUCAUUAUGCUAUUGAAUGUUUUGAAGGAGCUAAAGUAGAAAUAUUUAUAAUAUAAUAUAGGCUUACAGAGGUCCAAAUAAUUCAAUUAGAACAUUUAGAUUAAACUGUAAUAUGUAUAGAAUGAAACAAUCUGCUAAGAGAUUGUCAUUACCUGAUUUUGAUGGAGCUGAAUUGGAAAGAUGCAUUGAAUAAUUAUUAAAAGUUGAUAGAGAUUGGAUUCCAGAUAGACAAGGAUUUAGUUGUUACAUUAGACCAACUUUGAUUGCUACAGAAGAAGCAUUAGGAGUUCGUGCUUCAAGUAGAGCUAAAUUAUUUGUUGUUUUAUGUCCUGUUGGUCCUUAUUUUCCAUCUGGACUUAAACCUGUUAGAGUAUUUUGUAAUACAUCAACUGUAUUUAUAAAUUAUAUUAAGAUUCGAUCUGCUCCAGGAGGAGUUGGAGGAUUUAAAGUUGCUGGUAAUUAUGCACCUACUGUUCUACCAUUAAAAGAAGUAUAAAAAAUAGGAUUUCAUUAAAAUUUAUGGAUGUUACCUGAUGGAUUAGUUUAAGAAAUGGGUGUUUGUAAUUUAUUUUUCUUUUAAAAAAAUUAAUAAGGAGAAAAAGAAUUAGUCACACCUAUUUUAGAUGGAACAAUACUUCCAGGAAUUAUGAGAGAUUCUAUUUUAGUAACACUUAUCAUCAUAUAUCUAGGAAAUUACUAGAGGAAUGGGUAAAUUUAAAGUUAUAGAAAAAAAAUUAUAUAUUCAAGAAGUCAUCGAAUCUAUUGAAUCAGGAAGAGUAUAUAAUUUUAUAAUAAUAUUUAGAUGAUUGAAAUGUUUGGAUCAGGUACUGCUGUUAGUAUUCAACCAAUUGAAGCUAUUGGAUAUGAUGAUAAAAUUUAUGAAAUUAAAUAUGAUACAAAAUUAAAUGCAGGGGAACUUUCACAAGAAUUAUUUGAUCUUCUAACUAAAAUUUAAGUAUUUAUAAAUAAAAUAUGAUUAGACUGGAGGAGAAGAACAUAAAUGGAUUAAAUCAAUAUGA